Octopus bimaculoides (California two-spot octopus) is the source of this 471-nucleotide messenger RNA. Its product is annotated as E3 ubiquitin-protein ligase MARCHF3. The record is from RefSeq and is a predicted model, not a curated record. Gene Ontology annotation, molecular function: ubiquitin-protein transferase activity; zinc ion binding. Gene Ontology annotation, biological process: protein ubiquitination. NCBI's taxonomy places the organism in Eukaryota, Metazoa, Mollusca, Cephalopoda, Octopoda, Octopodidae.
AUGGAUGGAAACGAGAAUCCAUCGUGUCGUAUUUGUCACGAAUCUAAUAGUACAACUGAUCUCGUCUCUCCAUGUUUUUGUCGCGGCACUAUGAGUAUAGUCCAUCUUUCGUGUCUCGAGAAAUGGCUAAUGUCUUCAUUAAAAAAUUCGUGUGAGGUGUGCGGUUAUGAAUACGAUGUUGUGCGAAAAACAAAACCAUUUACAGAAUUCCUGAAAAAUCCCGGAACGAAGAAAGCCAAAGAGAAUUUUUUUGCUGAUAUAUUCUGCCUUUUGGGUCUUGUUACGUUUACAGCCGCAACAUUUAUCUUAAGCUUCGAAAAACCUAAUUUCAUGGUACCCGGGUUAAUAUUCGUUACAUUUUUUAUAAGUAUUACUUACGCUAUUGGUAUUGAAGCAUUUAAUUAUCAUUAUUUUGUCUGGGAAUCUUGGAAACGAAAGAACCAGACUGUUAAAAUAAUCAACGUAACUUGA